This is a messenger RNA of Wallemia ichthyophaga EXF-994, 783 nucleotides long. Its product is annotated as Mediator of RNA polymerase II transcription subunit 7. Gene Ontology annotation, biological process: regulation of transcription by RNA polymerase II. The transcript is spliced from 5 exons. Gene Ontology annotation, molecular function: transcription coregulator activity. The coding region runs from base 1 to 783 and encodes 260 amino acids. Gene Ontology annotation, cellular component: core mediator complex; mediator complex. NCBI's taxonomy places the organism in Eukaryota, Fungi, Basidiomycota, Wallemiomycetes, Wallemiales, Wallemiaceae. The record is from RefSeq and is a predicted model, not a curated record.
AUGGAUAAUGAAACUGUCGAAGUCGGAAGCACAUUCCCAGCGCCGCCUUCUUUUUACAAGUAUUUUACGCAGCAUAAUCUCGAUUUAGUCGACAGCGUCCCCGCCGAUAUCCCACCAACGACAGACGGAUUCCGGGAGUGGUACAAGGAGCAGUGCGGCGAUGACAUAGGCGUUGAUCUCAGAUAUACGCUGUCCAAGCCUCGCGUUGAUUGGAUUGUCGAAGAUGGCUAUUACAGUGCAUACGGGGAAAUCUGGCCUCUCAAAGAGAGUCUGCCUUCUUUGAAGGAUAGCGGCGUCAAGCAGCUCUACCCAGAUGAUACGACUGAUAAGAGACCAGCAUUACAUGCACUUCUGCGGACUAUCCUGAUUACACACUUGGAUAUCACCAAAGAACUCACAGCUCCACCUCCUCCAAUCGACGCUGAUCCGUUAUCGAGACUGAGGGAUAAGAUUGAGCACAUUAGGCUGACUGGUAUCAACAUGCAUCAUAUCAUCAACGAGCUUCGUCCGAUGCAGGCCAGAGAGACUCUUUCCCAUCUACAGCAACAGCAGCAGGACAAACGCAAAGCCAAGACGGAGGAAAUCAAAGCAAAGCAUCAGGAAAUAAGGGAUAAGAUGGCAGAAAUACAGCAGUCAUCAGCUGCUGUGAUAGAAAGGGUGACUAAGAGGGUCAAGGAAUCUCAAGUUCACUGCAAUCACGCCGACAAUCAAAUGGACGUGGACAAAGACAAAGCAAAUGUAUCGCAUCAACAGCUACUUUUAGAACUCAUUAACGACUUGUAA